GGAGGGCGCUGAGGGGACCGGCGGCUGCCUCCCGCCGCCUGCCCCGCUCCUCGCCCCUCACGGCCCCGCAGCCCCUCGGCCGGCCGAGCUCCGCCCGCUCGCCGCCCCACCUCCAGCCCGGGUGCCGGCGGAGCUGAGGCAGCGGGCAGCCCCGCGGGCGGCCACGGCACGAUGAGCGCCGAGUGCAGCAGCUACCUUAACGCCGACAAGGUGCUGGUGAGCGGGUUCAGCUGCCCGCGGGCGGGCGGCGACGCUCGCGCCGUGUACUGCUGCGGCUUCCAGGACGUCAAGUAUUGCUGCGAUGAUCCCCACAGCUUCUUCCCCUACGAGCACAGCUACAUGUGGUGGCUCAGCGUUGGAGCGCUUGUGGGCCUGUCAAUAGCAGCAGUGGUCCUGUUUGCUUUUAUCAUCACUGUGUGUGUUCUCUGUUACUUGUUUAUCAGCACAAAGCCUCGCAGCAAGCUGGAUACAGGCUUACACUUACAGAUGGCAGACAGUGAGGCUAGAGGGAGUUCUAUAUGUUAAAAAAAAAUACAAGUACUGGAUGGAUGCUACCAGUGCUGUAUGGAAACAGGUACAGAGCUGCAUUUUUCACAAGGUCCCCACCAAAAUAAGCUGUUGGCAGAACCAACUGGAUUCAAGAGAUUUCCUCUGCCACAAGGGUGGACUGUGAUCCACAAGAACCUAACCAACUCUGAGUUGUUUCCUGGUUCCUACAACCACAGUUGAUAACCAGAGACCAACCUGAAGCUGUGCUGGGAUAUGUAUUUGUGUAUGGCUACUGUAAUGAGAAGUAUAUUUUGAUUUGCACAUGCCAGCUAUGGCUGCUAGUCAUUUUCAUGCAAGUUAUGUUGUCUUAUCCUGUGCAAUUCCAAUGUGAUAACAGUUAUUAGGCAGAGCAUAAUUUGGUACACCAUGUUGACCAAGCUUUGUUUUAAGCUGUUCCUGUGUGCCAUUUUAAUGUGGUGUCCUCACAUCAUUAAUAUGAUCGACUUAACCAAAUGUGAUGGCUUGGUGCACAAAAAUAUGUGAGUGCAGUACCUCAAUAAAAUCAGGCAUUUGCUUGUGUUGCAUUUUUCUUAAUUUAUCAUUUUUCCCCAACUUUCUUUCCUCAGAAAGUUAUCAUGGAUCUUAAAAUUAUUUUGAUGGGAAAAUUUCCCUACCAAAUGAAGUUAGUCAAAAAGUGCCAGUCAAAGAGCAGAAGGAAAAAUUACGAUUUUUGCCAGUUUAUUUUAGUUUUGCCAUCUGGUUUCCUUUGAGGAUUCCAGCCUUGAGAUUUACAUAGAAAUGAGAAAUGUAUUUUUCAUUUUUUCAUUUUAAAACACCAAUAAAAGAUUCUUUUAGAACAAAGAGGAUUCAAGUUUUUUAAACUUCAUACAAACUUGAACUGGUGAACCAGUAGUCUUCUAAUUCUUAAAUUGUGAAGUAAUAAGAUAUUUUGUGUUGCAGAUCAAAAUAUUUAUCUUUUUGUCUCCAGGGCAAUUUCUAAAUCUUUGAUUUCUCAUACGAUCAUCCCUCAGAUGCUCAGCUUUUUAUUCAUUUUGGGUGUUUUAAGAUACCAAAGUAACAAAUUGUAAAACCAGAAGGCCCAAAAAAACCCAACCUUCUAGUGUUUUUCUUACUUCUAAUGCCUGUUUUUUUCUGGUCUUGUCUUAGGAAAAUCAAUGUAUUAGCUAGUUAGUUUGUAAUUAAGGGUUUCUGAAUACCACAAAAAAUACCUCCCACCCUGGUUUCAUUAGGUGAUUCAGUGUGUUGCCCAUAACUGCUUUCAAACAUGUGCAAUCACAACAAAGGUGUCCCUGUGCUUAACAGACAUAAGGCUUAAUGUACUUGUUAGGCAUAGCCCUGUUCUUUUUGCCCUGGGAGCAUUUCAAGGAGCAUUUUAAGCUUGUUGUUUAAAUGACUGUAGCAAACUCAAGGCUAUUCUGUUACCAUAACACAUCAAUGCUAAUAAAAAGAACUUGCAAGAGUUGCUGUGAGCACUUUUUUCCCCUAAAAGUGAAGGAAUUUUGCUAAUCAUAAGGCCAAAAUAAAAAUGGGAGGAUGACUUGAUAUGCAAUAAUAUGCAAUAGGCCUCAGUGACUGUGGGGAAUAGAAAUUCUGCAUCAUCUC
Cygnus olor (mute swan) is the source of this 2112-nucleotide messenger RNA. It is a transcript of the gene SHISAL2A, whose product is annotated as shisa like 2A. Lineage: Eukaryota; Metazoa; Chordata; Aves; Anseriformes; Anatidae. The coding region runs from base 172 to 525 and encodes 117 amino acids. The transcript is spliced from 4 exons. The record is from RefSeq and is a predicted model, not a curated record.